Opisthorchis viverrini is the source of this 306-nucleotide messenger RNA. RefSeq lists its product as hypothetical. The transcript has a single exon. NCBI's taxonomy places the organism in Eukaryota, Metazoa, Platyhelminthes, Trematoda, Opisthorchiida, Opisthorchiidae. The record is from RefSeq and is a predicted model, not a curated record. The coding region runs from base 1 to 306 and encodes 101 amino acids.
AUGAAGGAAGCAAGUGCGUCUGGCGCAAAUGGACAGUCAAUUCUAGAGAUAGGACUAGCUGCGGGAAUGAUCCUAUCAGCUUGCUGGGCUGCAGGACCAUUGGCCGAGUGUUCCGAAAGUGACCAAAAAUGGAUGUGGGACAUCGUUGGAUUUUCUGAAGAACCAAGAGGCUCUAACGAAUCCCAAGAUCGGAGGCAUGUUAGCGGGGACCGACACGACGUCACUCGCAACACUGGCAGGGCCAGUAUCGGAAAACUGAAGACCUCGAAUGAGGAUGUUGCAGGCUCCGGGUUAAGCAUCGCUUGA